UGUGUAUGUAUGUGUGUGUGUGUGUGUUGCGUACAGGAGGGGAGCUCCGUCUCUCCGCACAGACCGAGAGCCGCAAACCUACCUCGGAGCAUCAGUGAGCGGGGGACCGGAGGAUGAGGCACGGCGAUGUGUAGCGGAUCUACCGGGCGUGUAAAACCAGGACGAAAUGAGAGUGAUAUUUGAACUGGCAUUGUUGGAUUUUUUUCUCGUGUGAAUCUGGACGUGGAUCUGCAACGGAGCGUCGAUCCAACGCCGUGAGAGCUGCUGACGGUCUGUGUGUUUGUGAGCUAAUAUUACCGACACUAAGGAAAGGAGAUUAGCCAUAGUGGCAUUUCAUCAUUUGUGCUGGUAAUUAAAGGAGUCUGUUUUAUUAGGCACUGUAGCUAUUUUUCUUAAUGAUAUGAUCAAGAAACCAGACUCAAUUAUUGAUGUUUAAAAAAAAAACAAUGGUUACACAAUUCCCAGGCAGACAGGAGGCUGAUUAAAGCCGUCAUUUAGAUUUCCAGUAAAUUUUGUUUUUGAUGAUAUAAAAGAAGCCAGUCAUGUCAAAAACUAAGAGCAGUGAGUCAGUGAAGGUGGUAGUUCGAUGCCGUCCUUUGAACCGGAAAGAGGAGUCCAAUGGGCCUGCGGGGGGCAUCGUGCAGAUGGACCUGCGACUCGGACAGGUGAUCCUCCGAAACCCGCGAGCCUCAGCCAGCGAACCCCAGAAAACAUUCACAUUCGAUGCCGUCUAUGAUGCAAACUCCAAACAGCGAGACCUUUACGAUGAGAGCGUACGACCGCUGAUAGAUUCGGUGCUCGCAGGGUUCAAUGGCACCAUAUUUGCGUACGGACAAACUGGAACUGGGAAGACAUACACCAUGCAGGGGGCGUGGUUGGACCCAGAGAAACGGGGUGUGAUCCCCAAUGCUUUCGACCACAUCUUCACACACAUCUCCCGCUCGCAGUCUGAUAAGCAGUACCUGGUGCGGGCGUCCUACCUCGAGAUCUAUCUGGAGGAGGUUCGGGAUCUCCUCGAUCCCAACCACGGCAACGCCAGAGCCCUGGAGCUCAGGGAGAAUCCAGAGUCUGGGGUGUAUGUGCGCGACCUCACAUCGUGCGUCUGCAAGAGCAUCAAGGAGAUCGAGGAGGUGAUGAACGUGGGCAACCAGGCGAGGGCGGUCGGGGCGACAGACAUGAACGAACACUCGUCUCGGUCCCAUGCCCUGUUCUUGAUCACAGUGGAGUGCAGCCAGCCUGGGCCAGAUGGGAGGAAACACAUCCGGGUCGGCCGCCUCAACCUGGUGGAUCUGGCUGGCAGCGAGCGCCAAGCCAAGACAGGCGUCCAGGGCGAGCGCCUGAAAGAGGCCGCCAAGAUCAACCUUUCCUUGUCAGCUCUGGGGAACGUGAUCUCAGCGCUGGCCGACGGGCGCAGCAGCCAUGUGCCGUACCGGGACUCCAAGCUGACGCGGCUGUUGCAGGACUCCUUGGGCGGGAAUGCAAAGACUGUCAUGGUCGCCACCUUAGGACCAGCCCCCCAGCACUACGACGAGACCCUCACCACCCUACGUUACGCCAACCGCGCCAAGAACAUCCAGAACCAGCCCAGGGUCAAUGAGGAUCCCAAGGACGCUCUACUGCGCGAGUUCCAGUUGGAGAUCGCUCGCCUCAGGGCCCAGCUCAACCACAGGAAGUGGAGGAGCAAACAGAAGAAGGAGCAGGUGGACGGCGAGGGCUGGGAGGGAGACGGCGAUGAGGAGACAGAGGGUGAGGAGGAGGUGGAGAAGGAGGCAGAGGAGUAUGUGAAGCUACAGGAGCAGCGGUUGGAGAGAGAGAAACAGGACAUCAGAGAAGAUCAAUUCAUGUUGGCUGAGGAGAAGCAGAGGCUCCUGGGAGAGAAGGAGAGGAUGAUGGGAGAUCUGAGGAAGGAGCAAGAAGCCACCGAGCAACUGACCGCCAAGUACAAGGCGAUGGAGAGCAAGCUGCUGGUUGGUGGAAAGAACAUCAUUGAUCACACCAACGAGCAGCAGAAGAUGCUGGAGAUGAAAAGGCACGAGAUUGCUGAGCAGACGCGUAGGGAGAGGGAGAUACAGCAGCAGAUGUUGGUCCAGGACGACGAGACGGUGGAGCUGAAAGAGACUUUCACUUCUCUGCAGCAGGAGGUGGAGGCCAAGACCAAGAAACUCAAGAAGUACCUCAAGUUGUAUGCCAAGCUUCAGUGCAUCAAAGCGGAGAUCCAGGACGUGAACGACGAGCACGUGAGGAGCCGACAGGAGCUGGAACAAACUCAGAAUGAGCUCACCAGAGAGCUCAAGUUCAAGUAUCUGAUCAUAGAGAACUUCAUCCCUCCAGAGGAGAAGAAUAAGAUCAUGAACAGACUGACCUUUGACCCCGAGGAGGAUCAGUGGAAGUUUCAGCCUCUUGUUCCUGCUGAAAGUAAAUCCUCCCAGAUGAAGAAAAGGCCGUCAUCUGCAGUCGGAUACAAACGACCAAUCAGCCAGUACGCCAGGGUUGCCAUAGCGAUGGGAGCUCACUCCAGAUACAGGGCUGAGAACAUCAUGUUUCUGGAGCUCGACAUGACUCCUCCAAACACCGCCACACUGGAUCGUGCGACAAAGUCGGAGCGGAACCAGAUUCACUCUCUGGACAACUCGCCCACCAAGGACAGAGGCGUCUGCAAGUCUCGCUCCUGGUGCCAGACCCCAAAAUCCAUCACUUCCUCUUCUUCUAAUGUUUCCUUGGCAGCAUGUCACACUGCCACACCCAUGACGGCACAGUAAAGCUUUAGUGAAGAGGAUUUUUUUAUUUUUUAUUUAUUGUUAUUUUUAUUCCUUCGCUUUCUCUUGCUUAUUUUUCCUCUUCCUCUUUUGGCCAGUGAUCUUCUGAUAGACUUCUACAGCUGGGAUACAAACACACCUGUGCUGAAUCCUUUGGAGAGGUGAAAGACUACAUUAUUGUAAACAGUCGUUACAGUAACAAGGACGUGAUCUACAGGACAGUACACUAAAUGAGCUGAUGAACCUCAGAAACUCUAUAAAACAUCACUUCCUCCUGUUCUUCCUUUGCAUGAGCCUUUAAAAAACAACUGGCUGCUCUGUGUGUGUGUGUGUGUGUGUGUGUGUGUGUGUGUGUGUGUGUGUGUGUGUGUGUGUGUGUAAUAGGGCUGUAUGAUUACCUGUUUGUGUGUCUAAUUGUGACUGAUACGGAUCUGAAAGCUCACAGACUGCUUGAAUCCCCUGUAAGAUAUCAGUGUACAUAUUCAUGUUUUUGGAGAGUGUUUCGGGGCAGGGUUGGUAAGUUUACUGUGUUAAAGUGGGAACAGUUAGAUAAGAAAUGAAGAUAGAAGAAGAAGAAGAAGAAGAAGAAGAAGAAGGCAGUAGAAAAUAUUGAUGUAUGAUGUGUGCUGUUGUUGGUCAGAUGAGGUGCUGUGAAACCUGAAUGAUGACCUUUAUCACACCUGUUGUCUCUCAUUAUUCCUCUGUGUGUCGCCCAAAGUGUCAUGAUUUUUAAAAAACAAAGCCUUAAAAUAUAAUAAUCUCAUUCAAGUGAAGAUAGUGAGGCUUGUCACUUCUAAAAAAUGAUUUUACUGGGAUUUUGACUGAGAAACACACAUGGCCAUUACACAUAAAAUCAGGAAUCAGGUCAAAAGAACUCUUUUAGAUCAUUGUCCAAUUAGUAAACAAUGGUAACUGUAGUAAGAACACUGAGUGUGAAUAUUCCUCCUUGGAAACAGAAAAAGUGUUAACUCAAGGUCCACUUACUGGCUUUUUUCUGGAGCUGGAUGGAGAUUAGAUCCAUAAAAGACCAUAACAUGUGGUUAAAAGCUCAGAAAAAAGCUAAUAAUUGGAAUUUUUUUCAUAACACGACUAAAGCUGUCCCCCUACAUUACCAUAAAAACACUUUAAAGACAGGAUUAUGAUUUAAACACAACCAGUUUUUUCCUUUUGUACUCAAAAUGUAAGAAAUAAUGGACUCGGUGGAAAAAAUGACUGCUUUGCCUCCACCUCAAACUUAUUUUCACUUAUCAGGAUUUUUUUUUCGGCCCUCGUCUCUCCUCUGAUCGGUAACCAGCUAAACAUUUGUGAAGAGCAGCAGACGGUGGGGGUCAGACAGACUAAUUAUCACUGUAUUAUUGAUGCAACAGAUCCAGUUGCAGCUGAACCCCCCUGAUAGAUGUAAGAGAGUACAGAGCAGCCCUUCAUAGUGUUUGGAAACAACAUUUAUUACCAACGUGCUGCAGAUCUGUUUUUCUUUUUUUUUUUUACAGUUCUUACUACUAUACAUGAAAUUAUUCCCUUUGUGUGCAAAAUGUUUCAUGACCAAAACAUGAAAUCAUAUCAUUGAUAAUAUCUGAUAAUAUGUCAGAAAUGUACUUGUGGAAAUUCACAAAAGUUAAUUGGGAUUUCAUUCCUGGAACAUUUUAAAGGUAUACGACAUUUACUGCGACUUGCUCAUUCUAGGGCCACAAAUAUGGACAAAACUAUUAACAAUUAUUUGUUACAUUUAUUUCUAAAUGUAAAA
Molecule: messenger RNA, 4500 nt
Organism: Sander lucioperca (pikeperch)
Lineage: Eukaryota; Metazoa; Chordata; Actinopteri; Perciformes; Percidae
Product: kinesin-like protein KIF3C
Exons: 10
Coding region: 543-2759 (738 amino acids)
Biological process (GO): microtubule-based movement
Molecular function (GO): ATP binding; microtubule binding; microtubule motor activity
Source: RefSeq, a predicted model, not a curated record